AUGUCUUCCGCCAAAUCUCGCCUGUCCGGUUUGGCAGCACACUUCCUCUCCUCCGGUCCCGGCACGACCUCUCAGAACAAACCAAUCGACAAUCUCAGCAUCGACCACCAUAAAGUUGGCACCUCAUCGUGGUUCAAUAACCAUACGCUCUCCCCCACAUUCUUUCUUCCCCGCGCCGCGGCCAUCGAGCCAAAUGCGCCGGCCAUCUACCACCGUACCGCUAACAACAAGAUCCUCCGUCGCACAUACAUUGAGUUCGCUGAUCGUGCGAGAGGAUUCGCAUACUACCUCAGGAAGAAAGGGUACAAAAGAGUGGGAAUACUGUGCACCAACACCCCGGCCUUCCUCGAGGCUGUCUAUGGGAUCGGCGGAGCUGGUGCCAUCAACAUUGCCAUCAAUUAUCGGCUUAAAAAGGAUGAUAUAGCGUACAUUUUCGACCAUGCCGAUGCCGAUGCCAUUGUGGUCGAUGCCGAGUUCCUUCCUCUUCUCGACGACUACAAACAAAUGCAUCCCAAUGUGCCUCUGAUCAUCGACACAGACACGGAUGCUAUGGAGGGCCAAUUGUGCGGGCCAUUCGACGAGGCCGUUCUUGAAGGCCUCCGGUACGACCACACCCGAGGCUCUCACGGCUGGAAUGGUCUUGAAGCACAGGCACCCGACGAACUCGCCGUGAAUGCCCUAGCAUACACAUCUGGCACCACCGCUCGUCCCAAAGGCGUCGAAUAUACCCAUCGAGGCUCCUACCUAGGGGCAUUGGGCAAUGUCAUUGAAUCUGGACUCGCUUAUCACGAUGGUGAACGUUGCAAGUAUUUAUGGACGCUUCCCAUGUUCCACGCCAUGGGCUGGACGUUUCCAUGGGCUGUGACAGCUGCGAGAGGGACACAUUAUUGCCUGCGCAAGAUCGACUACCCUGAAAUAUGGCGCUUGCUGAAGGAUGAAGGAAUCACACAUUACUGCGCCGCACCAACGGUGAAUACGUUACUGUGCGCUGAUUCCAAUGCGGUCAAACUCCCCAACCCAGUGAGGGUGACAGUGGCGGCAAGUCCACCAACAGCACACCUGUUUGAACAAAUGACGAAUCUGAACCUGCAUCCAGUACAUGUCUACGGGAUGACCGAGACAUAUGGCCCAAUCACCAAGGGAUACGUUCUGCCCGAAUGGAAUAGCUUCCCGAACGUGAAGGAUAAAUAUGCCAAAAUGGCUCGACAAGGUCACGGGUUCGCCACAUCUUUGCCGGUCAGGGUGAUCAAGACAGAUGUUCCCGAAGGUACGAUCGUGAACGUUGAAAUGAACGGCAAGGAGAUUGGUGAGAUUGUGUUCAACGGAAACAUUUGUGCGAGAGGUUAUUACAAAGACGAAGGUGCAACAAGGAAGCUGUUUCUAGGCGGCGUUUUGCACUCGGGUGAUUUGGCUGUGUGGCAUGAAGAUGGAGCCAUUCAAAUUUUGGAUCGUGCAAAAGACAUUAUUAUCUCUGGCGGCGAAAAUAUUUCUUCCGUUGCACUCGAGUCUAUGCUCGUGACACAUCCGGAUAUUCUUGAAUGUGGUGUGGCCGCUGUCAGUGACAGCCAUUGGGGUGAGCGACCCAAGGCGUUCAUCACCGUCAAGCCAAACGCCAACGUGACGGGCGAAGAUAUCAUCAAAUGGUCCCGUGACCAUCCCGGGAUCAGCAGAUUCAUGGUACCUCGAGAAGUCGAGAUCGUCCCAGAACUGCCCAAGACCAGCACUGGGAAAAUCAGAAAAAAUGUACUGAGAGAAUGGGCCAAGGGCGGCAAAAGAGGGGGGGAGUGA
Molecule: messenger RNA, 1788 nt
Organism: Rhinocladiella mackenziei CBS 650.93
Lineage: Eukaryota; Fungi; Ascomycota; Eurotiomycetes; Chaetothyriales; Herpotrichiellaceae
Exons: 2
Coding region: 1-1788 (595 amino acids)
Source: RefSeq, a predicted model, not a curated record